GCGCCAACGGAUUCAUCGCCGUCGUCCGUCCUGUCAUCGUCCCCUGUCUUCUCGACUGAUCUGAGCUGCUGUGCGUAGUGGGUGGUCCGCACGUUCCUAGAAGAAGGCUACUCUGUACGCGGGACGGUCCGGUCAUCCGACAAGGGCAAGUACCUGCUGGACACCUUCAGCGCGUACGGCGAGCGGUUUGAAGUGGUUAUUGUUCCCGACAUCACGGCUGUGCGUCACGGCAGCCCCCUGUUCCUAUUCGUCUGACGCGCACACGCGACGCUGCGAUAGGAUGGCGCGUUUGACGAGGCCGUGAAGGGCGUGGACGGCAUCGCGCACACCGCCUCCCCGUUCCACUUCCAGGCAAACGAGCCCGCCGGUGAGGCGCCUGUGCUCGGCCGUGUCUGGGAUUGUGCUCAUCUGCUUGGCAGAGCUGAUCGAGCCCGCGGUUAAGGGUACGGUCGGGAUGCUGCAAAGUGCAUUGAAAUGCGGGUCGGUUAGAGCGGCCCCACACAUUCAACUGCGAUCUCUCACCCCCUCUUCGCAGCACGAAUGUCCGCCGUGUCGUCGUUACGUCGUCAUGCGCUUCCGUCCGCGAUGAGACGGUGACGACACCCACCGUCUUCAGCGAGACGGACUGGAACGAGAACGCUAUCAAGGAGGUCGCGUCGCUCGGUGCCAAAGCAAGCCAGAAUGUCAAGUACAAUGCCAGCAAGACGUUGGCUGAGCGGGGUGCGUGUUGGAGGCUGGUCUGCUAUCUUGCCAAUUGAGCCAUGUCUUCAUCCAGCUGCGUGGAGCUUCAUGAAGGAGCACCCGGAAGCCAAGUUCGAUCUCGCCGUCCUCAAUCCACCCCUGGUCUUCGGUGUGAGUUCCCUCGGGGUGCUGUUUGCUAGGAUGGUGCUGAGGACCCUCAGCCGGAUAUCCAGGCGAUUGAGUCGGCAGCCGACCUCAACACCUCAUCGAAGGCGAUGCACAACGGCCUGACGAACCCGGCAUCGCCCGUUGGCGGCGGACCGUGGAUCGACGUCCGGGACAUCGCUCUGGCGCACGUACGCAGUCUGCAACGCGAGGAGGCGGGAGGACAGAGGAUGAUCGUCACCGCCGACAAGCCUUUUACGUGGCAGGAUAUCAGUGCGUGCUCCGUAUCUCUCUCUCCCCAGCUUCUGCUUGCAAGCUGAAUGGCCGCUAGUCGACGUCCUGCCCCCUGCCGCCGUAGCGUCUGGGAAGUACCAGAGGGGUCAGCCGGGCUCGGGCAAGGAUUUCACGCAGAUGUUCCUGUACGACAACUCCAAGGGUAUCCGGAUCUUGGGCAUCAAGUACCGUUCGUUGGCAGAGAUGACCGCGGCUACGGUAGAACAAUGGGAAGGUCGUGGGUGGUGAUUGUUCCAAGGCAAAUAAGGAUGUGACCGGAAGCAGCUAGAGUAGCGGCAUGGACAGAGUGGGGACUCGAGUACGCAGGUCCCGGAUAAGCGCGCCGAAUCGCGGCCAUGAGGUAGAGGGAAAUGAAUCUAUGAAGACCCGCUAGCGCGUCGGUUGGCCAUGGGCGGGCAUGUGCACUGCUUCGAAGACGAGCAACGGGCCGUGGAUAUGGCCCGCUCCUUGCAGGUAGCGGAAAUGAGGACUUCGCCGGAGAAGGCACGCAGUGCCACGCUGCGCGAGAGGUGGAGACGAAGCUGAACAGAUGGCAUGGUGCAGGCAACUCGGCGCGAUCCGUGGGAUGUAGUGCAGUGAGUGGUCUGGAUCAAGGCUCGGCUCGAGAGGUCAUGAUUGUGUCCUUGCCAAAACGUGUUCUGCCUCGUUGAGAACCCGGGGUUGGCCUGGUCGUAUCCAGGCAGCACGAAGCGAUACGGCGAAACUCGGCGCGUCAAGGACUCGUCCCUGGUUUCCUGGAGGGAGCAAUCGUGGGGUGCUUACAGCCAGCGCCAGCCCAUCUGCACGCACAUGAUCAUGCAUGGAGGAAGACGACGCGUCGAACAGCGGCUGAGGGCGGGUCACUAGCUCACCGCAGCGCAUGGGGUCAAAUAGAGCCCGAGGAGGAGGAACAUAGUUCUGCCUGGGCUGCCGACUGGCCGUCGUAGGUCAUUUGCGAAGGAUUACAAAGAGAGCAAAUCGCGAAUUCCCACGCCAUCUUGCUCUUUGCGGCAGAGUGACGCAUUCCAGAUGCCGUUCCGAAAAUCUACAUUUCGGUGUCGAUCUUCCGCAAAAUGUGCGAGGUGUUAAGCAGAAUGAGCCCGGAUAAAUAGGAGUGUGCAUUGACGCGUCCUGGUCUCAUUCGAUUCACUCCACCUCCUCAUCUCCCAGAACCUCUUUGAAAAAACAUGCCUACCAUCUCUGCCGCUGCAAAAGUCCUCGUCUCAGGCGCCAACGGAUUCCUCGCCACGUGGGUGGUCCGCUCCUUCUUGCAGGAAGGCUACUCCGUGCGCGGCACUAUCCGUUCGGCGAGCAAAGGAGCACACCUCAAGGAGCUCUUCAAAUCGUAUGGCGACAAGUUUGAGGUCGUGGUUGUGUCCGAUAUCACUGCGGAGGGCGCGUUCGACGAGGCUGUCAAGGGCGUCGAUGGGAUCGCACACACCGCCUCGCCGUUCUACUUCAAUGUGACCGAGCCCUCUGAGCUGAUUGAGCCCGCGGUCAAGGGCACGGUGGGGAUGCUCCAGAGUGCUUUGAAAUACGGCUCCAAUGUCCGCCGCGUCGUCGUGACAUCGUCGUGCGCGUCCAUCAUCGACUUGACCAACACGAAGCCGAAGGUCUUCACGGAAGAACACUGGAAUGACCAGGCGGUCCACGAGGUGGAGACCAAAGGCGCCAGCGCCAACAAUGUUGCCAAGUACUGUGCCAGCAAGACCCUGGCUGAGCGCGCUGCGUGGAAGUUCAUGAAGGACCACCCGGAGGCCAAGUUCGAUCUCUCAGUGCUGAACCCUCCGAUCGUCCUCGGUCCCGACAUCCAGGGCGUGAAAUCUCCCGCGGAUCUGAACACAUCCUCGAAAUCGAUGUACAACGGCUUGACGAACCCCGCAGCGCUCGUCGGCGGUGCGCCGUACGUCGACGUCCGUGACAUCGCCCGCGCCCAUGUCCUCGCUCUGGAGCGUGAGGCGGCCGGCGGCGAGCGCAUCAUCGUCUGCGCCGACAAGAACUACACAUGGCAGGACAUCAUUGAUGCUUUGCCCCCUGCCGCUGCUGCCUCUGGAAAGUACCAGAAGGGCAACCCCGGAACUGGCAAGGACGUCGUCCAGAACACGCUGCACGACAACGCCAAGAGCGUCCGCAUUCUUGGCAUGAAGUACCACACUUUGGAGGAGAUGACCGCAGCGACUGUCGAGCAGUGGAGCGGCCGCGGAUGGUAGUC
Mycena citricolor is the source of this 3331-nucleotide messenger RNA. NCBI's taxonomy places the organism in Eukaryota, Fungi, Basidiomycota, Agaricomycetes, Agaricales, Mycenaceae. The record is from the annotation of a GenBank genome assembly.